Molecule: messenger RNA, 957 nt
Organism: Penicillium salamii
Lineage: Eukaryota; Fungi; Ascomycota; Eurotiomycetes; Eurotiales; Aspergillaceae
Source: the annotation of a GenBank genome assembly
AUGGCGGCCCGAAACACUCUCCGUCGCUCUCUCCUUUAUGUCCCGGGCUCCUCCCAACGCUUCCUAGACAAGUCCCGCUCAUUAACAGCCGACUGUCUCACCUACGACCUAGAGGAUAGCGUAACACCGCAUAUGAAAGCAGAGGCUCGCAACCUAGUACGGAGAGCAAUCGACCAACCCUCGCCAACAGGGAUUCGCGAACGAGCUGUACGAAUCAACUCUGUAGACAGCGGACUCGCGCUGGGCGAUUUGACCGAAGUGCUCAAAUCACCCAACUUGACUACAAUCGUCAUUCCGAAAGUCAACUCGGCUUCUGAUUUGACAUUCGUGACAGAUGUCGUGAACCACACACUUGCCCAGCAAGAUAGAACAGAGAGAACGCCUAUCUCGCUCCUGGCCCUAGUUGAAUCCGCCAAGUCUCUCACGAACCUAUCGCAGAUAUGUGACGCUUCGCCGCUUCUGCAGGGGUUGAUUUUCGCGGCCGAGGACUUCGCUUUGGAUUUGAGUAUUACGCGAACGCCCUCGUUGACGGAGUUCCUGUUUGCACGCUCCGCUAUCGUGACUGCGGCACGGGCUGCGAAUCUACCUUCAACUAUUGACCUCGUCUGCACGGCUUACAAGUCUGAGAAGGGCGAUGGGCCGCCUGCCGUGUUGCAGGAGGAAUGCCGUGAUGGUAGACGGCUGGGAUUCAAUGGUAAGCAAUGUAUUCAUCCUACUCAGGCGAAGGUUGCAGAUGAGAUCUUUGGGCCUGAUCCGGCGGAGACGGAGUGGGCUAUGCGGGUUGUGGUAGCAGACGAGAAGGCUGCUAAGGCAGGACGGGGUGCUUGGACUCUCGACGGGAAGAUGAUCGAUGUCCCUGUUGCGCAAAAGGCGAAGGCUAUUGUGAAGAAGGCACAGGCUUGUGGGGUUGAUGUUGAUGCCUUGAGGGGAGAGUGGGAGCAUCAGGAGCCAGAGUAA